Molecule: messenger RNA, 5363 nt
Organism: Bursaphelenchus okinawaensis
Lineage: Eukaryota; Metazoa; Nematoda; Chromadorea; Rhabditida; Aphelenchoididae
Source: the annotation of a GenBank genome assembly
AUGGAGUAAGUUUUUAUUUUAUUGUUUUGAUUAUUUAGGUAUGAAAAGAUAAAGCUUGCGUAAUAUUUGUUACAAAUCUUGCUAUUUCUGGUAGUGAAAGAUAAUUAUAAUUUCUAUUAGAUUAUGACUUACAAUUACUGUUUUAGGCCUUCCGUGUUGGCCAGCGCCUCAUCGGCGAAAAUGAUGAGACAUGAGAACAAACAGUGGGUGGUACCUUUUGAUCAACAGACUGCCGUUCAGGUGAUACAACAGCAGAAUCAGUUUUUUCUUUUAAUUGUUGGGAUAUCGCCGAACCACAAACCUCAGACUUUGAUGGAGCAGGACAUUCUGACGAUCACCAAGUACGAUGCUGACAUCAACAAGAACUUCUUGGUCUUUCGGAAUGAACAGCGGACAGUAAGUUUGUCGUUUUACAAUUUUUUAGGUAUUUAAAGCACAAAGAGGGUUUAAAUGAGUAUGUUAUUUUAGUAAGGUUAAUGUUUUUUGUUCUUAAAUUGAACUUUCAUGAAGUAUAUUGUUUUAGGUGUACGGUCUGCAGUUUGGUGAUAGAGGAGAAGCUCAACUUAUUGAUAGCGUAAUUGAGAAGAUAAGAGAUUUGGUCAAACCAAAACAAAGACCGGUGUACCAAGAGCCCCAGACAGGGUUUUAUGCUCAAGGUCAAAAUGGCAGUGAUUCCGGCUUUCGAAACGAAGGUGAUGGAGAUAGUCUCGGAUCAAAUGGUGUUAGGUAGGUCAUGCUAUUCAUUAGUAUACGUAACAUCAAGUGUGGCAUAAAGGUCUUAUUUCUUUUUAUAGAAAAGUAUUUUGUAAAGUUUAUGUCAAAUUUCAAAAUGACUUAAUUUCUUACUUGAAGAUGACAUACUUUAUACGAUGUUUUGUCUUUAAUCUACCAUAGUUUAUGCCUUACUUUGUUGUCAUAAAUAACUUGAAAGACAAACAAGUUUGUUUUGAGCGACUGGGAGCUGUGGAUUGUGACAGUAUUAUCGCAUGUUUUAGAUUUGUUUUGUGAGUAAUAACCGAUGUGUGGGCUAUUAUGUUAGGGUUUUCACAGUAAAAAAGCAUUUUGUUAUGAGAUAACAGUUUAUAGACGCGUUUAUGGGCUUGGAGAGGUGUAAAAGUACUAUAAGUUAGUUUUUUGGUCAAAAAGUUAAUAGAAUAAGUUUAAAAAGAUUUCUUAGCACUAAUUAAAUUCAAAUUUGGGUAUCAUAUAGUAAAAAAUAAGUAAUUUUUGCUGUUAGAAACAAUAUUAUGGUUGGAAAUGACGAGUUUAGUUCAAUACCGUCUUUUUCCAAACAGUUUUUGUCUAGAAAGUAUGUCAAUUGUGACCCAAUAAAAGACUGACCUCCGGUCAUUCAUUAAUAAUUUAAUUAGUGUGAGAGAAUUUGUGGGAAAAUACUCGCUUGGCGACAAAAAAUGAAAAUUUGUUGUUCUGAAAUAGCCAUUGGGCAAGAAACGAGGAAAUACGACAAUUACAACAAGAUCUUACUCUGGCACACAGUUUUUGGCAUUAAAAAGAAGCUGUUAUACAAUUAGGGAUUAACAGUUAGAUUAGGUAUUAAAUUUGAGUACAAGUGAGAUUGGUUCAAGAGUAUAUCUAAUAUUAGAUUGUAUACUUGUAAACUAUCACUUUACAUCUAGAUUUUACAGAAUGUAAAAGUACAUUAAAAGCAUUAAGAUUAUGUUAAAAGAUCUUAAGUUUGAUCAAAUCAUUGAAUAAUAUUAAGGUUAGUUUGAAGAUUAAAACUAAACGUAAAGGUUACGGUCGGAACGAUCUCUAUAACAGACGAAACAUAUGGUAAAUGAAGGAUUGUUUUUGGAAGUUUAAGGCGAUGAGUAAUACUUUUACGAACUAUUUUUUGUUAUUUGUUAAACGCUGCGUCAGAAGGAGCGGUGAUUACAUUAUCUACUGCAGAUGAUGAUAGGUCUAUUAGCUUGGGGUUGUAUUAAUAUAGGCAUCUUUAUUAACUCUAUAUUCUUAAGGCUUACUUUGUGGUCAUUUAUUGUUAAGAUUAAAACUUGUCGCAAAAGCGAUUAAAAAACAAUUUAAGCAAAUCAAAAAAAAUAUUUUCUUAAGAACGAGGACAAAGACUAUUGCCAAAUGGUCUUCAUCUCACUUUUUUAACUGUUUUCUAUUUUUGUAAUUGAGAUCAGUCUUCCUAUUGAAAACCUUAUGGGAACGUGUUUGCAACUCUCCUGCUAAAUAAAUAUUUGUUACAGUAAUCUAGAGUAGUCGACAUUAAACUAAAAAGCUUAUAUAAGCACAAAACUUUUGCAAUUUCAAUUUGAUAUUUUUUCGUAUGGUUAUUGAGUAUUAGAGUGUGUUUAAACUAGCUUUUGAUUAUUUUGAGUGUGAAAUGUCAUUUAUUUUUAUCUUUACUGUUAUUAUUCAUUGUUUUACUGUAAAGUUUUUGAAUUUUGGUGAGUUUGAUUGAUUUCAGACACUACAACAAUUAUCAACAACAACCGCAACAGAUUAGCCAGCAUUUAACUCUACAACAACAACGCCGAGCUUCUCAAACGUCUUCUGGCUCUUCCUCAACACUACAACAGAAUAUAUACGCAACGGUAGGCUUACUUUCACUUACCAUGGGUUUGGGGGUUAUGAUAUAUUAUAACUUAUGGUUUUUGGAGAGUUAUACGGUAGGAUUACUGUAAAUACAUCGCUUUGCGUUUAGGAAUUCUUUUUUAUCUUAUAGUAGGUUUUACUCUAACGAAGUAGAGCCAUCGAAGGUUCGUCAUGUGUUUCAAUUCAUUAUACGGUAUCUUGAAUAGUUUAGCUACUGUUCACAACCUUUCAACUAUCUAAUGGGUAAUAUUUUGAAACGUUGAGGGUGGUAUUACUCUAAAAAAUAACUAGCCAGCUACAUGUCUAUGAAUAAUUUAUGGAUAUAAUAGGCUAAUAUUAAAGCCUGAGUGGAUUUCCCUCAAAUUUUGAGCUUUUGCUAACCUUUCUAUUAUAAUAUCCAGUGAGGAAUGAGUGGUCGGUUAUACAGAGUAGGAGUUGUAAAGGACAGUUAAGGGAUUUUUGAGGGAUUGCUGUUUUAGGGUACUGUAAAAAGUGGUUUUUUUGGGUUUUUUGUUGUUUUUCGAGCUUUUCAGUGGCUUUAUGAAACAAAAACACAUUUUAUGCAAAACAACAUUACGUUUCGUAAUGUUUAUGCAGGAUUUAGAAGCGUAGGGAUGUUCUAUCUGGCCGAACAACGUGCCGUGAGAUGUUAAAGCAGAAUGGGAUAAGUUAAUCGUCUAAUUAGGUUUGGGCAGCGAGAGAGUUGAGAGACGUUUUUGAAGCCGUUAAGCCGUUUAAAACUCUUUAUUCCAAAAAUACUGGGAAGCGGAUUGGCGUGGACCUGAGCCCUUUUAAAUUUUAAAUUCCCUUUACGACAAUGUUUUCGUAUUGUUGUGGCUCACUCCCAUUACCUUUCAGCCAAGGUCAAGGUGGGAUAAUGUCUGAAAUUGGCGGAAAACAAGAGUUUCUCAGCUGUUUUUGGCUACAGUACCCCGUUUGUUUUUGUAAAGUAAAAGUAAUCAGUUUGUAUCUAUAAAAGGUUGUCACUUGGCGAGAAAAUUGAACUUUUACGUUACUGUAGAUUCUUGUUAUUGUAGCUUUUUCUAUAGACAUGGCUUUUUGGAUUAAUCUACCGAGGUGUUGUUGUACUACGGUAAAAUGGCCAGAGGUAAGACGUUGCUUACUAUUAUAUCGUUCUUUGGAGCUUAGUACUUUUGAAAUCAAAUUUGGUUUUUUACAUUGUAUUUAUAUUGAGAACGUUAUUGGUAGUUUAAACAUAUUCUGGUCGGUCCUUUUCGUCUUAUAGUUCACGUCUUGUAGUAGUUUAUCCUAAUUUAAUUUGAUGAGAGUAAAUCCAAGUGAGGAGAAAACAACUCAUAGCUAGCGGUGAUUGUUGUUUAGUGGUCCGUAGUGUAAAUUGGAAGGAAUGAAGAAGAUGAUCAUAUUUUCAUAUGGAUCCUCGCUUCUGUUCUUCGGGUUUCUUGUGACUUUUUACUCCGUUUUACUGAGCGAUAUUAUUAUUCUAAAGACGGAUGAUCCGAGCUCCCAUCUCACCCAACAGCCAAAUGUUUUGGACCGUCAACUUUGUUAGUGAAAACCAGCAGUUGGUUAAGGUAAAAGGGCAAGUUUAAGUGUAAUCAGAGCCAUCAUAUUAAUUUUUUAAAUAUUAAAGUCUGUCUUGAGGUAAUAGUAAUAUGAAGGGAAAGUGUAAAGGCUUAACCAACAUUAAUGUUUAAACAUUCAUUUUCAGGCCCAGCUGAACGGCUUUAACAACUCGCCCCAGCAGCCUAGCCAAAUGACCAUCGGUCAACUCCAAACACCUCCAAAUGGUCACCAUCCCUUCAACAGCUCGAAUGGUUCUAUGAAUCAUGUGCAAAAUGGCAUGAACGGACACACGAAUGGACAUUCGAAUGGUCAUCAACAACAACUGCGACAAGCCGUAGCCCCACCCCAACCUCCACCUGCCCCAGCGAUGCCCCAAGGCAUGAUGAAUAACCUAAUGAACAAUGGACUUCCUCAGAAUGGCAUAAAUAAUGGUCAUAACACGAGUAAUGGCCAGAAUCUGAACCAUUUGAAUCCGGCUCCAGUUUCGACGUCGGCCCCACCUCCACCCCCGCCUCCUCCUCCACCAGCUCAAGCCAAGGUUCAAGUAUCAUCCUCAGCCCCACCACCACCUCCCCCACCACCCCCUGGUCUAUUGAAAGGAGCAGCCACUCCAGCGACAAAACCCAAAACCAUGGCCGACGCUAUCAAAGCGGCCAGUGAAGCCAAAGCUGCCAACAAUGCCAAUGGAGUUCAGAUGAAGGCUCCAGAAAAGGCCCCAGUUCCAGCACAAUGCGGUACUGGUGCUCUGAUGGAUGAGCUUCAGCAGAAGAUCAGGAGGAUGCAGAACAACGCUGAAGUCGGUUCUGUAGGUUCAACAGCUUCCACUUCUUCAACAUUGUCGUCAGCUUCAUCAGAAAGUCGCGAGAAUCCACCAAAGCCGUGGCAGAAGACGUCGAACGCUUCUUUGAAUUCAAAUUCUACACAGAACGGUGGCACGUUGACGCUGCAUCCAACAAAUAAUGGCACAGAUUCGCCCAUAAUCAGAAGAAAGUAAGUCGAACUGGUUCUUCUUAUGUUAAUAUUUAUUAUAAAACGGUAUCACUACUCAUUAUAGUUUUGUGUGUCAUAUACUUAUUGUAAUUUAUACUUCUUUCAGGACGACGGUGACGAACGGCUCAUCAGAAGAACGUUACCUUACGUUGGCGGACCUGGAGCGCUUCAAACAGGACAUCCUGACAGAGUUCCAACAGAUCGUGGACAAACGGACCAACGACAUGAUCGAGAUGAUACGACAAGAGCUGCAGAAGCGUUGA